This is a messenger RNA of Triticum aestivum (bread wheat), 722 nucleotides long. Its product is annotated as sister chromatid cohesion 1 protein 1. The transcript has 6 exons. Bases 51 to 470 code for a protein of 139 amino acids. The record is from RefSeq and is a predicted model, not a curated record. NCBI's taxonomy places the organism in Eukaryota, Viridiplantae, Streptophyta, Magnoliopsida, Poales, Poaceae. Gene Ontology annotation, cellular component: cohesin complex. Gene Ontology annotation, molecular function: protein binding; chromatin binding. Gene Ontology annotation, biological process: meiotic sister chromatid cohesion, centromeric.
UACUAAUGGCGCAUCCUGCUUAAGUGCGCCAUCAGUAGUUGUAACUACUAAUGGCGCACCAGGUAGUGGGUGCGCCAUUAGUAUCCAAGAUGUUCUACUCGCACCAGCUCCUCGCGCGGAAGGCGCCGCUCGGCCAGAUAUGGAUGGCCGCCACGCUCCACGCCAAGAUCAACCGCAAGCGCCUCGACAAGCUCGACAUCAUCAAAAUCUGCGAGGAGAUCCUAAACCCGUCGGUGCCCAUGGCGCUCAGGCUCUCCGGGAUCCUCAUGGGCGGCAUGGUGAUCGUGUACGAGAGGAAGGUGAAGCUUCUCUACGAUGAUGUGUCCCGUCUUCUGAUUGAGAUCAACGAGGCAUGGAAGAUCAGGCUGGCCGUGGACCACACCGUCCUCCCCAAGGGCAAGGCUCAAGCCAUGAGUGCGCUCUCUGUCUCCAUGCCCUUCUACAAGUUUCUGAAUGUGCUUGUGUCCUGAUAAUGCGGAGCCGGCGUCCAUUUCUCUCUGGAAUGGGGUUUUCUUUGUGUGUUUGGACCGCGUGGUAUUAGCCUGAUGGUUUGCAGGGUACCAAGGUGGCUGUAUGUAUGGACAGCUUAACUUUGUCUGUUUAUGAAAUUUCUGAGAGGCUCGAUAGCAAUGCAGUCUCUGUCAGCUUGCUUGUUACCAAUUGGUGUGUUCUGCAUUGUACAGUAUUGAGUUUACGAUGAUAUGUGAUUUGCGAUGUUUUCA